This is a messenger RNA of Bufo bufo (common toad), 2682 nucleotides long. RefSeq names its product patched domain containing 1 (gene PTCHD1). NCBI's taxonomy places the organism in Eukaryota, Metazoa, Chordata, Amphibia, Anura, Bufonidae. Gene Ontology annotation, cellular component: synapse; plasma membrane. The coding region runs from base 16 to 2682 and encodes 888 amino acids. The transcript is spliced from 3 exons. The record is from RefSeq and is a predicted model, not a curated record. Gene Ontology annotation, biological process: chemical synaptic transmission; cognition.
AACCUCUGCACUAGGAUGUUGCGGAAGGCUCUGCACAGGGGGCUGAGAACAUGUUUUUCAAGAUUGGGCUUUUUCAUCGCUAGCCAUCCAGUGUUUUUUGUAUCAGCCCCAAUACUGAUCUCUAUAUUGCUGGGGGCUAGUUUUAGCAGGUAUAAGGUUGAAGAGAACAUUGAAUAUUUGCUGGCCCCUAAACACAGCCUAGCCAAAAUAGAGAGGAACCUGGUGGAUAAUCUGUUCUCUGUCAAUCGCUCAAAACACCGUCUAUACUCAGAUCUCCAAACACCUGGGAGGUACGGCAGAGUCAUCAUCACAUCAUCCAGGAGAGCAAACAUGUUGGACCAACACCACACGGAUCUCAUUCUGAAGUUUCACUCUGCAGUGAAAAGGAUUCAAGUCCACCGGCCGGGGUUCAAUUAUACAUUUGCUCACAUUUGCAUGUUGAACAAUGAGAAAACCUGCAUAGUGGAUGAUAUAGUACACAUAUUAGAGGAACUGAAGGCAGCUCGCUCUUUAAAUCGAACAAACGUUGUCAUUACCUAUCCUAUAACACAGUUAAAGGAUGGCAGAGAAGUUUACAAUGGGCAUCAGUUGGGAGGUGUCACCGUGCACAGCAAAGAUCGAGUUAAGUCUGCAGAGGCCAUCCAGCUCACAUAUUAUCUACAGGCAAUCAACUCCAUCAAUGAAAUGGUGGCUGAAAAGUGGGAAUCUAUUUUCUGUGAGACUGUGGAAAGCUUUCAAAGGUUAAAUAGAGAGGUUAAAAUGUACCCUUUCACGUCUUCAUCUCUAGGUGAAGAUUUUCAGAAAACCAGCAGGGUUGCAGAACAUUACCUGUUCACAAGUCUUAUCUUAGUUCUUUCAUUGGCUAUUGUGUGCUGUUCCAUGCAGGACUGUGUUCGAAGUAAACCUUGGUUGGGUCUACUUGGACUUGUGACUGUCACUCUUUCCACUCUCACUGCCGCAGGGAUCAUCAAUUUGACAGGAGGAAAAUAUAAUUCUACUUUCCUGGGAAUUCCAUUCAUCAUGCUAGGUCAUGGAUUAUACGGGACAUUUGAAAUGUUGUCUUCUUGGAGGAAAACCAGAGAAGAUCAACACGUAAAAGAGAGGACGGCUGUUGUGUAUGCAGACACCAUGAUUUCCUUCUCACUCACCACUGCUAUGUAUUUAGUCACCUUUGGGAUUGGCGCCAGUCCCUUCACAAACAUUGAAGCUGCAAGGAUAUUUUGUCGCAAUUCAUGCAUAGCAAUCCUCUUCAACUACCUCUAUGUACUAUCAUUCUAUGGCUCUAGCCUUGUGUUUACUGGGUACAUUGAAAACAAUUACCAGCAUAGUAUUUUCUGCAGAAAGGUGCCAAAGCCUGAAAUCCUACAGGUCAAGUCGUUGUGGUACAGGUUUCUUAUGACUGCAAAAUUUAGUGAAGACACAGCGGACUCCGAAGAAACAAAUUCUUAUGAAAGUCAUCUUCUAGUUUGCUUCCUCAGACGCUAUUACUGUGACUGGAUAACAAAUACUUAUGUAAAACCUUUUGUAGUUCUCUUUUAUCUUGUUUAUAUUUCCUUUGCCUUAAUGGGCUACCUGCAGGUCAAUGAAGGGUCUGAUCUUAGUAACAUUGUAGCAACCGAGACAAGAACCAUAACUUACACAAGCAUUCAGCAAAAGUAUUUCAGCAACUAUAGUCCAGUUAUAGGCUUUUACAUUUAUGAGUCUAUUGAAUACUGGAAUACAAGUGUUCAGGAAGAUGUUCUUGAGUACACAAAAGGUUUUGUGAGAAUAUCUUGGUUUGAGAGCUACUUGAGUUAUCUAAGAAAGCUUAACAUGUCUACUGGAUUACCCAAAAAGAACUUCACAGAUAUACUUCGGUAUUCCUUUAUAAAAAAUCCGAGAUAUGCACAUUUUUCUGAAGACAUUAUCAUACCCAAAAAUUAUAACAAUGCAGUUGACGUGGUGGCCUCUAGGAUGUUCUUGAUUGCCAAGACCAUGGAAACAAACAGGGAAGAACUUUAUGAUCUCCUUGAAACAUUAAGGAAACUUUCUCUAACCUCCAAAGUAAAAUUCAUUGUCUUCAAUCCAUCCUUUGUCUACAUGGAUAGGUAUGCUUCUUCAGUGGGAGCUCCAUUGCAGAACUCCUGCAUAAGUGCUUUGUUCCUGCUUUUUUUCUCUGCAUUUCUUGUUGCAAGCUCUAUCAUCAAUGUCUGGAUUACGCUAACUGUGGUCUCUGUCGAGUUUGGAGUUAUUGGAUUCAUGACUUUAUGGAAAGUAGAACUGGACUGCAUAUCUGUACUUUGUCUUAUCUAUGGGAUUAAUUACACCAUAGACAACUGUGCACCACUGAUAUCUACUUUUAUUUUGGGAAAGGAAUUUUCAAGAACUAAAUGGGUGAAAAAUUCAUUGGAAGUACAUGGGGUAGCCAUUUUACAGAGCUACCUCUGUUACACUGUUAGUCUGAUCCCUCUUGCAGCUGUGCCUUCAAAUUUGACCCGUACACUGUUCAGGUGCUUGUUUUUAAUAGCGUUCGUCACAUUUUUUCAUUGCUUUGCCAUUUUACCAGUUCUGCUUACUUUUGUACCACCUUCAAAGAAGAAAAGGAAAGAAAAGAAAAUGCAAGAACAUCGUGAAGAGAUAGAAUGUGUUGAAAUGGUGGACCUAGACAGUACCAGAGUGGUUGACCAAAUUACAACUGUCUGA